GUCGCCGGGGAACUUUUUUAGCGACGCAACCACAUCACUUCCGGUCCACAUGUAAACGCUUCAGCGUGAGUUUUAUGAAGAUAGACUAGAACUGUCUGUAGGAUCUUAAAAAAACGGGUUUUGCAGUUGACUGUGUCUUUGAACAUCUGUAACCAUGAAGCUGCUCACGCAUAAUAUGUUGACAUCUCACGUGAAGGGAGUAACUAAAGGAUACCCGCUCCUCAUCAAGGCCACUGAGGUGAAGAUGAAUGAGGUGGAGUUCAACUCUCAGUUUGUCAGCCGGAUGAUCCCCAAAUUGGAGUGGAGCGCUCUCGUCCAGGCUGCUGAGGAGCUGGGUCACCGACAGGACCUUCCAGGUGAGCUGAUAACAGACUACGACAAAGACGAAGACUUCCUGAAGAAGGUGCACAGAGUGCUGUUAGAGGUGGAGGUGAUAGAAGGCUGUCUGCGGUGUCCUGAAUCAGGACGAGAGUUCCCGAUCACCAGGGGAAUCCCCAACAUGCUGCUGAAUGAGGACGAGGUGUAGACAGACCUCCGGCACACACACUCUUCCCUCAAAGAUGGAGCUGCUUGUACUGAGAGAGAGGCUGGACACCGUUUGGUUGAUUGAUUAUAGUUCUGACGUUAAUGUGGCGGAAAAAGCUUUAAAGAAUAACAGAUGGAAAAGUUCCCUUAGACGAACCCCCGGUGGUUUUAUCUGUAUUUAUUUUUGUAACUGUUUGUGUUCUGUUUUUUUUUUUUUUUUCAAUAAAACUGUCCUGAUUUCCAUGA
Messenger RNA from Notolabrus celidotus (New Zealand spotty), 771 nucleotides. RefSeq names its product tRNA methyltransferase subunit 11-2 (gene trmt112). The record is from RefSeq and is a predicted model, not a curated record. Lineage: Eukaryota; Metazoa; Chordata; Actinopteri; Labriformes; Labridae. Gene Ontology annotation, molecular function: protein heterodimerization activity. The coding region runs from base 155 to 526 and encodes 123 amino acids. Gene Ontology annotation, biological process: tRNA methylation; peptidyl-glutamine methylation; rRNA (guanine-N7)-methylation. The transcript has 4 exons.